Messenger RNA from Leptopilina boulardi, 886 nucleotides. RefSeq lists its product as uncharacterized. Bases 170 to 886 code for a protein of 238 amino acids. The transcript is spliced from 4 exons. NCBI's taxonomy places the organism in Eukaryota, Metazoa, Arthropoda, Insecta, Hymenoptera, Figitidae. The record is from RefSeq and is a predicted model, not a curated record.
AUCGAUUCAUCAUCCAGUGUGUCAAUUUAUCGUCAAUUGUCAGAAAUAUUUGUUCCAUAAAUGAAAAAUCUCUUUUAAAUUGGUUAUACUUUGAGAUCUGUAUUUUUCUACUGUUCCAUGUUCAUAACAUUUUAGUCUAGCAAAUUGUUGAAAGUACAUUUUGAUCAAUAUGGAUGAGAUCGUCAAUCCAGUACCACAAGCUUAUGUUGUCGUUGAAUUCCCAAAUGGAUAUGAAGUGAUAAGAGUGGAAUGGAGUAUUUUUGAAAAUAAUGUCAUGGUUGCAUGUUAUUUUCCACCAAUAAGUCAGAGAAAGGAGUUACUGGCUUUCUUGAAUGGAGAUUAUCAAGAGAUUGAUAAGGCCACAUGGAUCGACGAGGAUGGCAAACCGUUCACGAUAAAAAAGGUGUGUAAUUACGCAACAACUCUUGAUAACGCAAUGAGGAAACUGGAGCUCAAUAUCAUGAUGUCUGACGUUGAGAGUGACGAUGCCAUCAAUUUUGAAAAAGCAAAAAAAUCACGUCACUCUCGCUGCAUCGCUGGCAAAUUUCAAAAUCAGCCAUUAAAAAGUAAAGAAAACAUUAGGUUUUCUAAAAAAGCAAUCCCUGGACCUUCUAAAAUUAUUGAUCAUGAGGAAGAUGACCUAACAGGGGAGAUUGUCAAUGAGGAAGUUGUUAAUUUGCAUUCUCAAUCUGGAGAUAAAAGGAGGCAAAUGAUACGAGAAACUGAUGAAGAAGAGAUUGAUUCCGAGUCAGAUUCAGAACUUGGGGAGCUAAGGACCCAAGUUCACGAAGGAUCCCCUUCACAUAGUGAAGAAAAUGCUCAAAAUCAAGCUGAAGACAGUAAAACAUAUUCUCUUGAUAUCUUAAUCAUAUUAAGAAAUGUCUAA